This is a messenger RNA of Magnolia sinica, 1358 nucleotides long. RefSeq names its product receptor-like protein EIX1. NCBI's taxonomy places the organism in Eukaryota, Viridiplantae, Streptophyta, Magnoliopsida, Magnoliales, Magnoliaceae. Bases 1 to 1104 code for a protein of 367 amino acids. The transcript is spliced from 2 exons. The record is from RefSeq and is a predicted model, not a curated record. Gene Ontology annotation, molecular function: protein binding.
AUGGACGAUGAUCCUUGUCCCCAAGAUGUGCUAAGGAACUUGAUAAACGGUUUGGAUGUCGUAUACGAUCAAGAUGCCAGAGACUUGCCUUGUCAUGAGCGGAAACGGAUUGAUCUUAUAAAUCAAGGAGAGCGGAAGGAGAAAUCAGCAAAGAAUCAAUUUCCCUUUUCUAGAGCAGAGAGAAAAGGAGUGGAGAGUUGUUAUUCUCAGCAGAGAAGCUUUCUUAUUUCUGUCUUUGUUUUAAAUGUAUUAAUAUAUUGGGGAGGAUAUUGGAAGGUGAGUGGUUGCUUCGAUUCCGAGAGAAAAGCUCUCACCACCUUUCGUAAGGCUCUCAACGAUUCCUUCAAUCUUCUCUCUUCUUGGGAUGAUGAUGCCUCUGACUGCUGCAAUUGGAGAGGUAUUACCUGCCACAACAUAACUGGGUUUGUUCUUAAACUCGACCUCUUCGGUUUGGGACUAGGUGGCAGAAUUGAUCCAGCUCUGGUUCAACUGAAGCAUCUUCAGUUGUUGGACUUGAGUUAUAAUGCUUUUAAUGGCGCACCAAUUCCAGAUUCCCUGGGUUCAAUGAAGGAGUUGAGGCAUUUGAACUUGUCAUGGGCAGGAUUCAGGGGAAGAAUCCCUCAUCAGCUUGGAAACCUCUCUAAACUCAUUUCCCUUAAGCUUUCUUCAUUUUCUUUGAGUGCCAAAAACCUUUGGUGGUUGACAAGCCUACCUUCUCUCAAUUACCUCCACAUGUCUUUUGUGAACCUUUCCAUGGCAAGCCAUGAUUGGGUGCACGUAAUGAACAUGUCUCCUUCCCUUGUUGAGCUAAGCUUAUUCGAUUGUGGUCUUUCAUAUAUUUCUCCAACUCUUCCUUCUGUUAAUUUCACAUCUCUCCGUGUCCUCGAUCUCAGUUACAACAACUUCAAUUCUAGCAUUCCAAACUGGAUAGCUAACAUUAGUAGCCUCGUGUCCUUGGAUCUCUCAUACAACAACUUUCAUGGUGAGGUUCCUUAUCAAUUUUCACUACUUCCUAACUUGGAAGAGCUGGGGUUGGGAUCAAUUAAAGAUAACCUCAGGGUUGAUUGGUCAGAGAGUUCCUUGAAGGCAGCUGGAGGAAGCUGAAGAUACUUCAUCUAUCUUUCAGUCAGCUGCUUGGAGGAAUCCCCAACUCUAUUUGGAAUAUGACAUCACUUGAGUCUCUCUAUUUGUCAUUCAGUGAGAAUAUAACAGGUAGCAUUCCAAGAGCCAUAACUAAGCUUAUCAAUUUAGAGAGCCUGUCAUUGUACCGAUACCAAAUGCAUGCGGCCAUUCCUGAUUGCUUAUAUGAGCUAAAACAUCUUAAAAGCCUUACUCUCCAAGAUUGCAUGCUGACAGGC